GACUUAUACGAAGAAUAUUAGUACCAUUCUGCAAAAAAAUAUAUAAAAAACGAUACGAGACUUAAUAUUGAAAAUCUGAACAUAGGAAAAUACUAGUUUUUUUUUAAAUAUAAAAAAAAGUCAUUCUCGAAUUGAGACACGUAAAAUCACGACAAUGACUGGCGUUAAAAUUCGGCUACAGGUCGUUAUAGGCCUACUCGUAAUCAUCGGAGUUUCCAGCACGUCCAUAAAAGCCGAAGCAACUCCGGAAUCGGUUGCCGAAAACAAGAUCAAUUUUGGCUGGCCGAACUUUUUCAACCCGGAAAUGGGGAUGAUGAGAGAAAAGGGCGGAAAAGAUAAAAAGGGCGAGAAGGUUAAGGGCGGCUUAGACAACGAAGUCGACACGAGCGGGGAAGAGAAGGACGAAUACGAAGAACUGAUUGAUUACACUUUGAAGGGAGGUCUUCGAGGGACAUUACUACUUCUGAAUUCCACGAAGAUAGGAGACGUUGGCAAUCUUACUGCCGGAGAAGUGGGUCAAAUGACCGAGGCUGCAAGCAAGGUCAUGGAGGAAGACGAUGCCAAGGACAUAGCGGGCAGCGAAGUGACCUCUGAGGGCGUCAGGCUGAUGCUCCCUAUCGUCACGAAGAAGCACACCCCAGAGCUUGGGAAAUACGGAGCAAAAAUCAUAUUUUAUGCGAACAGUGAAGAACCUACCAAGUUUAUCUAUUAUGGCAACUGGUGCGGCAGAGGAGGACGCAGUGCACCUGUGGAUAAUCUGGACAGGUGUUGUCUGGAACACGAAACGUGUUACGGACACGCCGUCAGGGAGUGUCCAGACGUCUGGAAUAAGCCUUACCAGAAGAUGUACGCAUGGACUUUCUUGGACAAAGAGGUGGUUUGUGUUCGGUCUGAGGUCACUUGCGUCAACCAGGUGUGCGAGUGCGACCGCAAAGCUGCCCUGUGCUUCCAGCAUUUCCUGUCCAACCCCUCGGACAUAGCCAAGCACCUGGGCACAAAGACAUCGAACAAGAACGAAACGGAUACUUCUGUGGAAUUGUAAUAUACACAAACCCAAAGCAGAAAAAAAGUUAAUUUUAGAAAGAAUAUUGUAUGUUAUUUGUUUCUGUUUUUGUUGGAAAAUAAAG
Molecule: messenger RNA, 1127 nt
Organism: Macrobrachium nipponense
Lineage: Eukaryota; Metazoa; Arthropoda; Malacostraca; Decapoda; Palaemonidae
Exons: 5
Coding region: 155-1042 (295 amino acids)
Biological process (GO): phospholipid metabolic process; lipid catabolic process; arachidonate secretion
Molecular function (GO): phospholipid binding; calcium ion binding
Source: RefSeq, a predicted model, not a curated record